Molecule: messenger RNA, 3521 nt
Organism: Trichoplusia ni (cabbage looper)
Lineage: Eukaryota; Metazoa; Arthropoda; Insecta; Lepidoptera; Noctuidae
Exons: 6
Coding region: 364-2742 (792 amino acids)
Source: RefSeq, a predicted model, not a curated record
UAUUACUUUAUUUUAGACACUCGUUCGUUUGAAUUGACGACAGAGUGUCACUUGAAGAAAUGAAAGUGUAAUCUCGAACAUGACAUCAAAGAUUUUAAUUAUUGAUAAGUGUCCUUGACCUUGUUUCACUACAAAUAGACAGUCGAGUGUAAACAAAAAAGGUCGAUCGUUACUUCUAUGUUAUUGUCAAAUACUUUGUUUACAUAAUGUACUACGAAGGUCCAAGCAUAGAGGUCGUAAGGCGCGCGGCACGCGACAGCCGUAGACUCGUAGCGGAAUCGUAGCUUGCGGCAGUCACGCUACGGCGAGCGACGGCUACAGUCGGUCGCUACGGCUACGCGGGUCUAAGUGUUCGACCACGUAAUGUUGUGGUGUUCGGUCGCGUUGUUGGCACUGUUUGCCUCCGUCCAAGGACGAGCGGUAAACAUCAGCAACACAUGGGUACUACCUGAGGAAGGCUUCCCGGUGUUCUACCGGUACUUCCGAGACCGCAUAUCUUGGUACGAGGCUGAUGCCGUCUGCCAGUUCCACCACGCCAACCUCGUCACAGUGGACACGACGGCUCAGUACGAUGCGGUGCGGGCCUACCUCAAAGAGUUGGAUAUUUCCAGCGCCGUGUGGGUCGGCCUCAUCCGCAGUAAUCCUGACGGAGACUUUACCUGGACUGACUACCGCGGCUUGAGCAGCGAUGGGUACUGGAGCUCGGCGCCCGACGCACGCGCCGCCCCGCUGUGCGCCGCCGCCGACCCCGCCGCCGACUACCGCUGGGAAGCACGCGCCUGUGGAGGUCCUACCGUCGCGUCAUUCAUCUGUGAACUACCAGUUCCACAAUGGGCGUUAGGUAAUGAGGGCUGCAUGGUUCGUGCGUUACCAGCACUCACGAUUCUGUAUUUGCCGGAGAGUGCUGCGGUGCAACUAACUGCUGACUGCGGCUUGGCUGGCGUGAAGCGUGUUCAGUGCACCGGCAAUGUGAAACGAGAAGACUUACUAAAGGACUUAUCGUGUGCUGAAGAGGAAGAAGUAGCUAGUACUCCCGGCUUAACAUCUUUAAGUAACACAUGGCCAGUCACAACAGAUGUAGUAUUUACUGAACAAGAUACAACAAGCGAAAUAACAACCGAAGACAACGCUACAACUGAACAUGAGGAUGAUAUUAAUCAAUCAAGUACUAUCGUUGCUUCACCUACAGUACAAGAAAUCAAUCAUGCAGACAACUAUAAACCACCAACAAAACUGUUAAACAUCAAUAAAUUUAACAGAAUAAAUAUCGAUAAAACUCUGGAUUUAAGUUUGAGCCAUAAUAAUAACCUACAAAGUAAUUAUAUCCCGAAAAUUGCAAAUGGAGACAAUUAUCUUACAAAUGAAGAACUAGAAAAAAUUGAAGAUGAGAAACAUAUGCAACACAAAAUGUUACACGAAGAAAUUGCUCGUCUUGGCAAUCUAGAAAAUAUAUUCACGCAGCCUACUGACCAUUUUGUACCUCCACUAGUAAUGGCUAAGGCUAAAAUUAGUGAUGAUAUGACUGUUCUCUCUUUAAAAGAAAAACAUGCUCAGCAAAUGGCAGAACAACAUUUCUCCAGACAAGGCAUGCAGUAUGAACAAAACGAACAUAUUCACCAAAGUAACACCGUGACUACAACAACAGAAGAUCCAAAAACAGUAAAUAAAGAAAAACAAACGAAAUCUAUCGAUGAAUCAAAAAAAGACAAGAUUAAACCAAUUAGGCCUAAGAAAUAUAACGAAAAGUAUUCCGAUCCCAAGGGCAAAUUACAAAAAGAAAUUGAGACUAAGCCUGUACUUCAGCAAAAAGUGCCUGAAACUACAACAGCUCAAGCGGAAAUUAUCGUAACAGAAAAAGAGACGUCGCCUUCCACAUUAUCGGAUAAAUUAGAUGAUGAUUCUGGAAUAGAUCUUACAGUGUUAAUAAAAGAUGAUCGAGACGUGCAUAUUGAAAAAACAUAUUAUACUAAUUAUACUGGAGAUGUAUCUAAACUGGAAGUGAUAAAAAAUAUCACCCUUAAUAAUGAGACGGAAGUAAAACUUGUCGAUGUCGAGGCAACUGAAGAAAUUAAGAAAGAAAUACCAACCAAAAAGUUUGAUGAAACAACAAAAAAUAUAACGUUGAACAAUGAAGUCAUUAAAAUCACUAUUAUCUCUGAAGGUCACACAACCACUAUUGCCCCCACAGUUUUCGAAAUAACCACAAGAGUUCCAUUGGUUCAAGAGAAUACUCCAAGCAGUACAGUGGCCAUCGCUAACAAUGAAUCCGUUGAUUCAGUUCAGGGUAAAACCGAAAAAUCAGCGUCCAAUCAUUACAAUAUGGAUACGACUCAAAAUUACUUCGAAACUGAAAAUGUUGCUAAUGCGUCAGGAGAGGCAGCAACCAUGAACUCAAAGAAUGAUACUCCAGUAGUGCAUGAAGCAACUACUCCAGAAAUACCUACUACAACACAUGAUAUGUCGACAGUAAGUACGACGGUCGCAAAUGUAACUAAUGCCGAUAAAUCAGUGGAAACGACAACAACUACUGUUUCUUCGUCAACCAACGAGAAUAAAAUGGAGGCUUACAGCGUAGAAAACCACGAUGACUUCGGCUUAAACGCUAAUACGUCAGAAGCGAUAGAUGAUUUCCAGUCGCCGUUACUAUCUGGCGCCAACGAGCCCGUGCACAGACCAAACAGGUCCCGAAGACCACAACAGCCGAAUCGAAAUAAAUUCAACCCAUUUCGUAUAUUAGGUUAAACAUUGAAUCGAUUGCUUAUCGAUUGCCAUGAUAAGAAAUGAACAAUGAUGACUGAACAAAAAUCGUAACAUCUAACGUAAUUAGCUUUAGAGGAUCACAGUCACGUUAUAAAUUGUGAUGGCACGGUGCACGUAGUUGAUUUAUAUUAUUAAGUUCAACAUUUAGGGUUUUAGCGGAUGGGUUGCCGAAAAUCGUAGUCACUUACAUAAACAUUUUAAAUGUCCGUGUGGGGUACGGAAAUCCGUUAUCACCCCAUCCACAAUAGUUACGUAGUUUCAAAACAUAUUCAAUAGAAACAUGCAUGUUUACUUAUAGCGCUUUGUUCGAUAUGUUUAGACUAGACUAAAUUGAGUAGUCGGUAAAUUAGUCAAUUCAUGUUUGAUAGCAUAGCUAUUUGUCUUAAUGAACUUGUUUUUAAAGGUAACGAUUUUUGAAAUAGAAUAGAUAUUCAUAGAUUUCAGAUUUGCCAAAUUUUACCAUAUUCAUGUUAUUCUACAUAUAAAUACUCACUUACCUUUAAAUCCCGUAGAUAUUCAGUAUACUCAAUAUGAAAAUUUGGAAGUGAUAGAUUAGUUUGUAAAAUUUAAUUAUGCAUUACAAAUUCACAAACCAUAUCAUGUUAGAGUAAGUUAGUUUAGUAAUAUUUAUUUUGAAUAGUUCAUAAGGUACUUGAUUAAAUAAGUUCAUGCACAAGUGAAACGACAGCAAAGAUCUAUAUGACUAAAAUCACGAAAUACUCAAUUAUAUUACAAAACACCUGUCAUAUUUAUUCUAUGUA